UAAGAUGCAUGUUUUCAGGCCCUGAAUGAAAGAAAGAAGCUGAUAGCAUGAACUUUCAUAGAUUUGUUCCAAUUCCUUAGAGACACAGGGUGAAGUGGAGAGUCCAGAGACAAACCUGUAUAUAGGCCAUUUGUGUGUGAGAAUGUCAAUUAAAAGUUUAGAUUUCUCUUUGAUUUCUUGGAUCUUGAGGAAAAGGUCUUUUGUUCUACUUGCUGUUGUCUCUUCUUUCUCUGCAUUGAUUGUCACAGUAGUUCUCUUUGUCCCUGCAUUCAAAUCAGUGAACAGUUGUGUUUAGGGUUCUGACCCUAAUUCUGUCUCCUUUUACUUUUUCUUCUCAUGUGUCCUCAAAAUUCUCAAUUAGUCUUAAUAGUGCUAAUCUAAUUUUUUAAACGUUAUCUUUAAAUUCAGCAGAGAUGUUCUUCAAGCUGUAUUUUGGCACAGUGGUUGGUUUAUUGUUAUUUAGCUUUACUCUAAUUUUUGAUAUUAGCUGUUUAUAGUUACUUUAGAUAGGUCCUUCUUCUACCUUCCCCUUCUAAUGAUUUAAAACAUCUGCGUUUAAGUUAAGAUUGACAGAUUUGUGAGGAACUCACUUCAAGUACCAAACUGAUUCUUAGUCAAACAGCUAUUGAAUCACAAGAUCCAGUACAACCUUUUAAAAUUUACUUGACAAUUAACAUUUCAGCUGAGUUGGGUAUCAUGCAGAAGAUUCCUGCCUCCUGCACAUUCUACUGUUUCAUGCCCAGUUGUAACAGAAACACAACAUAGAUUAAGGAACCUUGAUCUCCAGAGUUGUAGUCCAGUGCUCAAACCACUACAACACACUGGCUCUCCAUAUCAACAUUAGAGGAAGACAAUUAUGAGUGCCACUAUUGUUUAAUUCAGUGUAUGUGCUGAUGGGUAGAGUGCCCAAGGUUCAGAUCUCUGCCUACAGAAAACGCCGCACUGACAAUGACAUCCAGGGAUAACAACAGCAAGAAAGUGGCCCCUGUUCUCAGAAUAAGUCAGCUUGAUACUCUUGAAUUAAACAAAGCCCUUGAGCAGUUGGUGUGGUCCCAGUUUACCCGAUGUUUUCAUGGAUUUAAACCUGGACUCUUGGCUCGAUUUGAACCUGAGGUGAAAGCAUGUCUGUGGCUUUUUUUAUGGAGAUUCACCAUCUAUUCCAAGAAUGCCACCGUGGGACAAACCAUUCUGAACAUUCAGUACAAGAAUGACUUAUCCCAGAUGGAGAAAUAUCAGACACUGAGCAAACAACAGAAAUUGUGGUAUCUUAUUUGCACUGUCGGUGGGAAGUGGCUAGAAGAAAGGUGUUAUGAUUUAUUUAGCCAUCGUCCCCUGGAGUCAUUCCAGAAGACAAAGUAUAUUAUUAACUUAGUAGUUGGGCUCCUCAAACUUGGUGACUUGCUGAACUUCCUAAUUUUUCUUCAGAAAGGAAAGUAUGCUACACUCACUGAACGUAUUUUGGGAAUCAGAUCAGUGUUCUGCAAGCCACAAGGGGUUCGUCAAAUUGGAUUUGAAUACAUGAACAGGGAAUUGUUAUGGCAUGGGUUUGCUGAAUUUUUUAUUUUUCUUUUACCACUUAUUAAUAUGCAAAAACUCAAACUCAGGGUUUCUUCUUGGUCUUUACCUAUUGCUGGAUAUACUAAGAAUGAAAAUAGUUCAGUAAUAUGUCAUAAGGAAUGUUCCCAGUGCGGGGAAUGGCCUACUAUGCCUCACACUAUAGGUUGUUCACAUGUUUUUUGUUAUUAUUGUGUCAAAAGUAACUACUUACUUGAUAUGUAUUUUGCCUGUCCUAAAUGUGGCACAGAGAUGCAAGAUCUUCAGCCAUUAAAAUAUAAGAUAGAGAUGAAAGAGGUAUCUAAACAGUAGACUUCAAGAGGUUUUUCCUAAACUCCAUAAUUUUAAAUAACUUGUGAAAUCUGUCCCUCUAAUUUUUGAAUUCAGCUUUGCCUGUAAUAAUUUUGACCUUUUUCAUUGUGUAAUAUCAGUGGGCGCUACUUUAUAAAUUGUUUCAUGAUAAAAUGCUCAGCAUAUCUAAAGAGAUUAUAAUUUUCAAAACAUAAGAAACUUUAUAAAUAAAUUAAAAAUGAAACUAUAA
Molecule: messenger RNA, 2095 nt
Organism: Sceloporus undulatus (fence lizard)
Lineage: Eukaryota; Metazoa; Chordata; Lepidosauria; Squamata; Phrynosomatidae
Gene: PEX2
Product: peroxisomal biogenesis factor 2
Exons: 2
Coding region: 949-1866 (305 amino acids)
Biological process (GO): protein import into peroxisome matrix
Cellular component (GO): peroxisomal membrane
Molecular function (GO): zinc ion binding
Source: RefSeq, a predicted model, not a curated record